AUGGAAGAGCUGCAGAGGGCCCCGGACCUCAGGAAGACAGCGAUGUGCAAACUCUACGUGAGCACGGGUCACUGCGAUCAGGAGGGCUGCAGCUUCGCCCACAGCCUCGAUGAGCUGCGGGCAACAGACAAGUUCCACAAGACCACGAUGUGCUGCUUCCACUACUACGGCAGCUGCAAGCUGGGGGAGCUCUGUCGACAUGCGCACUCCAAGGAAGAGCUCAGGAGCCUUCCUGAGCUUCCUGGUCUCCCCGAGAGCCUUGCAAACGCCUUGCUCGCGGAGAGCAAUGGCGGUGCUAUGAAGGGCCUGGACAUGCGCGCCCCGAGAAUCCCGGGGCCACAGCCCACCGAAGACCUGGAAGCUCAGCAGUCGCAGGAGAGGUAG
Messenger RNA from Effrenium voratum, 384 nucleotides. Lineage: Eukaryota; Dinophyceae; Suessiales; Symbiodiniaceae. The record is from the annotation of a GenBank genome assembly.